Messenger RNA from Ceratotherium simum simum (southern white rhinoceros), 1667 nucleotides. The record is from RefSeq and is a predicted model, not a curated record. NCBI's taxonomy places the organism in Eukaryota, Metazoa, Chordata, Mammalia, Perissodactyla, Rhinocerotidae.
GCAGACAGUGUAUCCAUGACGCCAGCCAGCCUCGGGGGUCAAGGGCCAGCCCAGGCACACUGCACCUCUGGGGGACCUCGGGGGCUGUAAGCACUCAGAGAGAGCUUCCCAGGCCCCUUUUGGGGACCUGGGCCAGUCCUGAAGAUGCCCACCAACAGCCUGCACCAGGUGCUGAAGAUCCAGUUUGGCCUCAUCAACGACACUGACCGCUACCUGACAGCAGAGAGCUUCGGCUUCAAGGUCAACGCCUCGGCACCCAGCCUCAAGAGGAAGCAGAUGUGGGUGCUGGAGCCUGACCAGGGGCAGAGCCCGGCCGUGCUGUUCCGCAGCAGCCACCUGGGCCGCUACCUGUCGGCUGAGGAGGACGGGCGCGUGGCCUGCGAGGCGGAGCAACCGGGCCGAGACUGCCGCUUCCUGGUGCUGCCGCAGUCGGACGGGCGCUGGGUGCUGCAGUCGGAGCCGCACGGCCGCUUCUUCGGUGGCACCGAGGACCAGCUGUCCUGCUUCGCCACAGCCAUCUCCCCGGCCGAGCUGUGGACCGUGCACCUGGCCAUCCACCCGCAGGCCCACCUGCUGAGUGUGAGUCGGCGGCGCUACGCACACCUGUGCCCAGAGGAGGACGAGAUCACGGCAGACAGCAACACGCCAUGGGGUGUAGAUGCGCUCAUCACCCUCAUCUUCCAGAACCGACAGUACUGCCUCAAGUCCUGCGACAGCCGCUACCUGCGCAGCGACGGCCACCUCGUCUGGGAGCCCGAGGCCCGCGCCUGCUACACGCUUGAGUUCAAGGCAGGCAAGCUGGCCUUCAAGGACUGUGACGGCCGCUACCUGGCGCCCAUGGGGCCCACCGGCACACUGAGGGCCGGUCGUAACACGCGGCCUGGCAAGGAUGAGCUCUUCGACCUGGAGGAGAGUCCCCCACAGGUGGUGCUGGUGGCUGCCAACCACCGCUAUGUGUCUGUGCGGCAAGGGGUCAACAUCUCAGCCAACCAAGAUGAAGAACUGGAUCAUGAGACCUUCCUGAUGCAAAUUGACCAGGAGACAAAGAAGUGCACCUUCUAUUCUAGCACUGGGGGCUACUGGACCCUGGUCACCCAUGGAGGCAUCCAGGCCACAGCCACACAAGUUUCUGCCAACACCAUGUUUGAGAUGGAGUGGCGCGGCCGGCGGGUGGCCCUCAAGGCCAGUAAUGGACGCUAUGUGUGCAUGAAGAAGAAUGGGCAGCUGGCAGCCGUCAGCGAUUUUGUGGGCGAGGACGAGGAGUUCAUUCUCAAGCUCAUCAACCGGCCCAUCCUUGUGCUGCGUGGCCUGGACGGCUUCGUCUGUCAGCGCCGCGGCUCCAACCAGCUGGACACCAACCGCUCCGUCUACGACGUCUUCCACCUGAGCUUCAGCGACGGCGCCUACCAGAUCCGAGGCCGCGGCGGCGGGUUCUGGCACACCGGCAGCCACGGCAGCGUGUGCAGCGACGGCCAGCGCGCCGAGGACUUCCUCUUCGAGUUCCGUGAGCGCGGCCGCCUGGCCAUCCGUGCCCGGAGCGGCAAGUACCUGCGCGGUGGUGCCUCGGGGCUGCUGCGCGCGGACGCGGACGCGCCGGCGGGGGUCGCGCUCUGGGAGUACUGAGCACGGGGCCCGCCUGUCCCGCAUUAAACCAUGUCUGUGACGCA